Molecule: messenger RNA, 2079 nt
Organism: Exophiala mesophila
Lineage: Eukaryota; Fungi; Ascomycota; Eurotiomycetes; Chaetothyriales; Herpotrichiellaceae
Exons: 2
Coding region: 387-1553 (388 amino acids)
Molecular function (GO): hydrolase activity
Source: RefSeq, a predicted model, not a curated record
CAUCCUCUAUGCUUGCGUUGAAUUGUUCUUGGGCCAUACUUUCAUUGAUUCUCCUGCGUUACUUCUACCUCAUUGUAAUAGCAUCUCUCGGGUCGUUCUUCUUUCGCAUUGGUCUCUCCUCUCUUUCCUGUUCUACACUCGUUUUCCCACGUACCACGAUAGCGACCCUCAUUCAGAUAACACAACCUCUAAUUUUACGACUACACCGAGCACGAGGCCCAGGAUAAGAGAAGAGACCAAAAAGAAGGACAUGAGCGGUACCUGUCGAGCAGCGAGUUGGACAAUCGGCCAAACUUCAGAGUCAUCUUGUGGUUGGAAGUUGCAAAAGGACAUCCAACACAGCCCAAGGACGCCGACAUUGGCAAUUGUCUGGAACAACGGGAAGAAUGAACUUGUCAUGGGCUAAAGCCCUCGCCAUAGUGCUGAUACUCAACCCUACUCCUACCCUAUCGCAGGACGAUACAAACACCGACGUCCAAGUCCCUGCACCAACUGCUAUCCCAACCACUAUUCCUGACGGCGACUCACCAGAAACUCCAGCUGCCGAUACGAUUGAUCCAGCCGCACAACCAACAGCAGAACCAGCACCGGACGACUUUCCCGACCCGCAGCCAGAUGCAGAAACCCCCGAAGGUGGCGGAGACCAAGAUUAUUUCAAUGUGAUACCUCAUCUUCCUGAGGGCUGUGAUGAUAUCCGCGUCUUUAGCAUUCGAGGCUCUGAUGAGCCAUAUCCUGGCCGUGGAGGUGCUAUGCUGGGAGUAAUGUGUUCCCUGUUUGAAAAUGAAGGAGUGUCGUGUGACUAUGAGGAUGUUGUCUAUCCCGCCAACAUCUCAUUUUCCGGCAUCUUCUGCGAAUCGGCAAAUAUUGGGGCGUUGGCCGGACAAGCUCAGAUGACGGAAUAUGCGCAGCGAUGUCCAGACUCGAAACUUGUCCUGAUGGGAUAUUCUCAGGGUGCAGGCGUAGCUGGAGACAUCCUCGGUGGAGGUGGAGGUCCGAUAUUUGGCUGCGAGCAAGCCCGAAACCCGCCAUUGUCUCGAGAUUCUGCACCGGGGUCAAAAGUUGCGGCAGCUAUCAUGAUGGGUGGCCCUCGUCACACCGCAAAUCAGACAUACAAUAUCGGCCGUGGGUACGCAUUCGAUGGAGUUGCAGGCCGUCACGGUCAACAACUUUCCGACCUCCACAAGUAUGAGGAUGUAGUCGCCGAGUGGUGCAAUGAGGGCGAUCCCGUUUGCGCUGUUGGAAGUGAGCCAGUCAACAUCACCGCCCAUUGGAGCUAUUACGACGAGUACUCCGAGGUUGCCUCUCGCUGGGUCGUGGCCAUCGCGCUAGGUCAUACUGAUGUUCGACUGGAUUUAGAUCUUUCCGGACAGGACCAGAGUGUCUUGUUGUCGGGUUCCAAUUCUACUGACCAGAAUGGAACUGGCUCCGGUACUUCUAACGAUAGCCAGGAAGAUGCAGCUGUCAGCCUUCUGAACCUCUCAAUUGAAGUUAUCCGUCCUCUCAGCAUCAUUGCUGUGAUUGCAACGGCCUUCAAUUUCAUGCCGCUGCCCUAGGUGCUCAAUGCUCCAGCUACACCAUUCUUUUUAUCGAGUGGCUCGGUCGUUGUACCGGGAGCGCUUCUGCCAUUCCGAUCUGGUUCCAUCUUCGGAGGAACGAUAUAAUUCAUCGUCAAUAGUAUCAACCACUCAGUCUAUUGCAUAUCAUCAAGCGUCCCAAUGAAACACGAUAUAAGCAAUCACGGAUUGGCUGCAGUGUCAAGGUAGCUUGAUGAAAACAAAGCCUCGACACAUCCAGACCUCGGUCUUACCUGCAUUGAAGCAGGGACCCUACGAAGAGCUAUGGGGCAGGCUCUGGUGGUGGGAAGUGGGUUAAUCGAACCCGAGGACGGGUUGAAAGUGGUGGAUCACAAUCUUACCUGAAAUGUCUCCGCAAAUAAAGGGGAACACGGUCAGGUUCAGUGUGUCGUCUCACUUUGAGAUCGCUUGUGGCCCGCCCACUCACUGAAACAUCGGGGCAUGGUCGGAUAAAUUACAAUAGAUAAUCAAAAUACAUAUACAGCAGGAAUUAGACAACCUCAAA